Mesorhabditis belari is the source of this 2439-nucleotide messenger RNA. The record is from the annotation of a GenBank genome assembly. NCBI's taxonomy places the organism in Eukaryota, Metazoa, Nematoda, Chromadorea, Rhabditida, Rhabditidae.
AUGGUUACCAGUAUACGUCUUCUUCUGUUAGCAAUUGUCAUCUCUUUCUGCUCAAAUUGGCAAUUUGCCUUUCAGAUCACGUAUGUGAACACUUCGGUGAAAACUUUCUACGAUCUUGCCAAUCAAGGAUAUCAACUACAAAAUCGAUGUUCUAAGCUUGACCCACAUUGUCGUCUUCCAAAUAUCGAAUGGUCGGAAAGAUGGAGUACAAUCGUUUCGAGUUUUUAUCCAGGAACACUCGUCGGAUUUCUCGCGGUUCCAUUCAUUGUGGAACGAAUUGGAGUGAAAUCAACAAUGAUCACGAUGAGUUUCUCUGCAAUCGCUGGCUGUCUCGUGCAUUUCUUCGCUGCCUUUUCCGUUCAUAGUGAAUCGAUGAACAAAUUUGCCCUUUCCCUUCCUAGGGGAUACGGAGCGUUUAUGUUUGAUGCAAUUCUUGUUCUUGGACGAUUCUUGAUUGGAUGCCAAUCGGGUACAUCGUUAUCUCUGUUACCCCUUUACAUUGUGGAAGUGAGCCCGUUGAAGGAUAGAGGAUUCCUCAACACAUUCCAGCAAGUGGCUCAAGCUGUUGGAACACUUCUUGGUCUACUGAUCGGUUCAGAAGCAAUCAUUCCAUUGGGUGAAUGGCGUUAUACUGUAAUGCAGGUAGCUGCUCUUCUACCGACUCUUCUCUAUGUCGCUGUAUUGACAUUGACACCAAAAACACCAAUGCAAUUGUUAAAGGAUGGAUCCGAUAUAUCACAAGUACUCUCAUCACUCCGUUUUUAUCAUGGAAAGGAGGGAAAUUUGAAAGAAGUCGAAAAUGAAACCGCCCAAGCAACGAAAAUGUCCUAUGAUCAAAAACCUGAGGGUAUUCCAUGGGCAACAUGGAAAGGUUUCUUCAUUGGAGCCUGUGCUGCGAUGAGUUACUCAUUCACCGCCGAUGAUCUCAUCGAUACUUUCUCGGCUCAAAUUCUACAUAAAGCCCCUAUGACAAAUGGAACUGAAGACGGAGAUUUGAUCGAUGACAGUGCUGAUCGGAUUUCGGUGAUUCUUGGAGGAAUUCUCGUCGUUGGAAGUAUUGCAGGCACAUUCUUGAUUGAUCGUUUUGGUCGUCGUCCUCUUCUUCUUCUUGGUUUACUCGGUUCAGCUAUCAGCAAUGCAGUGGCUGUAAUUUUCUGCACGAAUUCCCUUAUUGUCACUCUUGGAUUUGCGGCCACAAAGCUAUUCAUUGGAUUGGGUGCCGGUGCUCCAGCUUGGUUCCUCACUUCAGAACUUGUGCAUCCUCAUUAUAUGACUGUCAUGCAAUCUCUAUCGACUGGACUUCUUUUGAUGUCUACAGCUCUUGCCACGUUCUUCUUCUUGCGUCUUGAAUUGUGGAUUGGAACAUGGUCAAUGUUUGCCCUUUCAUCAGCUCCUGCAUUGGUCCUUGCUAUCAUCUUGUUUUUAUAUCUACCAGAAACAAAGGAUCGAAAUCACGAAGAGAUUCAGCGUAUUCUCGGCAAAACAUCCUUCUCGGGCCUCAUCAAAAAAGGCGGCCCCAAAAUUGCCCCAUAUUACGUUUCCAUACAAUCAGUGAUUGCGAACAUGGAAGCAAGCGAUUGGCCGAGACAACGGAAAUCCCGACUGACAGAAGAAGAAAAUCAUUCUCAAUCGAUAAGAGCACCAACGGAUUAUGAAAAAAUCAAGAGACCCGUUGAGAGAGAUUGGCCAAUUUGCUUAUUUCUGAGUCUAGCCGGAGCGCUCAUCGUUGCUGGCUUGUUUUUUGCAACCAUUACCGGUUUCAUUACAUAUGAAGGUGAUGCUCAUCGUUCAAUGUUUGAGAAACAAAAAUCAAUGUAUGAACAAGGAAAACAUGUGGAGAUACCUUUGCAAGCUACACCCGGUCAACAACGAAUGGAAGAGGAAAAAGUCUGGACAACUGCUGUACCGGAACCUGUUCCAACGCAAAAACCAGUGGUUUCUCCAAGAACUCAACAAACUCCACCUCCACCAAAACCACCACAACAAGCAGCACAACAAUCGGCAAAGGCUACCCAACAGCAACCAAAAAAUGCACAAGUUUCAAGCUCGACUCCAUCUCAAUCAACUCAACAAAUUCCGCAACCUGCUCACCAAACACAGCAACCUCCAUUAAAUCAAAAUCAACAAAAACCAUCACCACAACCUACAGUCCCUCGUCCCAAUCCUCAACAAAACGCUCAACCCCAACAACAAAAACUACAACAGCCAGUUGCCCAAGGCCAGAAGACUCCUCCACAACCAGCCGGUAAAACUGUUUCAGUUCAACAACCCCACCCGAAACCUAAACCUGCUCAACCAUCACAAGCACAACAGCAAAAACAAACAGCUCAAGCUCCUGUGCCUCAGUCAGCUUCUAAUCAGCCACCUCCACAAAGAUCCACUCCCGUACCACAAACCCCGGAAAACAAAGCAAAGCCAAACACUCCUGGAUCACAACCU